GUGUCUGAUCUGAUGGACAAAGAUGGACUUGAUAAUGAUGUAAUUGGAAGAUCUUUGCGCUCAAAGCGUUUAAUGGACAUUAUUGACUGUGAAGAUGCUAAUGGCAACACUGCAUUAUCAGAAGCUGCUAAUGGUGGUCAUGUUGAUGCAAUAAAGUUCUUAUUGGACCAUGGUGCAGAUCCUAACACUCAAGGCCAGUUCAUGAGAACACCUUUGUACAGAGCUGCAUUUGCAGGACAUCUGGCCGCUGUUCAGAUGUUGUUAGACAACGGAGCUGACCCAAGAAUCUAUGCCUCUGACAGUCAAUGUCCAGCUGAGAUUGCAUCUACCCCAGCAAUACAAGAGGUAUUGGAAAGCUGGGAUAUCAGUCGUACAGAAGCAAUUCUUAUCAAAUUACAGGCUGCUAAGGAGAAGAGAGCAGAAGAUGAUAGAAAAAGGAGAGAUGCAGAAACAAGCAAACUUGAGAAUAUUGUUGCUGAAGCCAAGAAGGAUUAUGAGAGCAAGCAAAAAAUGUUGGAUCAUGCCUGUAGUGAGCUGAAUAAGAGAAUUCAUGAACAUGACACUUGCAUGGCUCAAGGUUUUGACAGACCGGAAAUAACUUUGCAGAGUAUUCAUGACCAAGAAUUUGAAGUUGAAAGCAUCAAAGUGCAAGUGGUUCAAGCAAGGGAUAAUCUAGCUAAAGCAAAGAUCAAGUUAAGAGAGUCAAUGGCUGGACCUGAUGGAGAAGUUGAGGACAAACUACCUGGAUUUAAAGUUUCAAUAAGAGAACUAGAUGAUGUUUUAUUUCGUGAUACUGGAAACAGAAUUGCAGAUUCAGGAAAGUGGCCUUUUUUAAUUGACCCUAGCAGUCAAGCAACUACAUUCUUGCGGUACAGAGAUACAAACUACAUUAAUGCACUUCGUCCAGUUGACAUGGAAAACAAUAAUGUCCGGAUGUGCUUGCUAGGGGCCAUCAGGUAUGGCAAACCUUUUGUCCUCGACAUGAUGGAGGUGGAUAUGUUUGACACAUGCAUAGAUCGAUUUGAUGGAAUCAUGAAAGGCCUAAUGGGAAUGAUCAUUGAUAAAUCUAUUCUGCAAGAAGAGAAAUACAUGAAACUUAUAAAAGAGCAAGAUGGACAAGAGUAUGACAAGUCAAAGUUCAAUGGUCUUCGUAUCUCUAACUUCAAGUUUAUUUUGGUCACACAGAAUCCAUUUCCUGAUGAAAAACUGAUGGAUAAUUUUUAUGUAAUCAGAAUUGUAAUUGAUUCAUAG
This is a messenger RNA of Candidula unifasciata, 1251 nucleotides long. The record is from the annotation of a GenBank genome assembly. NCBI's taxonomy places the organism in Eukaryota, Metazoa, Mollusca, Gastropoda, Stylommatophora, Geomitridae.